This is a messenger RNA of Saccostrea cuccullata (small rock oyster), 669 nucleotides long. RefSeq lists its product as uncharacterized. The coding region runs from base 10 to 669 and encodes 219 amino acids. The transcript is spliced from 6 exons. The record is from RefSeq and is a predicted model, not a curated record. NCBI's taxonomy places the organism in Eukaryota, Metazoa, Mollusca, Bivalvia, Ostreida, Ostreidae.
AAUACCAUAAUGGCAUUGCUGAGAACAAUUAUUGGUGUGAUUAUUGUAAGAAGCGCAUCUUCUGCAAUUACUCAAAACUUUGCCUUUCAAGUGUUUCAAGUCGAAAGCUGUCCAAUGAGUAAAGUGGAUUGGGAUUCAGCUUCAAAACGUUUGAAUUGUAAUACAACACAUGGAUAUCAUUGUGUUCCGGAUAAAUACUUCACCUCACUUAUUGAGUUCUGUUAUCCCCAUGGAUACAGACUACCUUUUGAAAGAGGAAAUUGUUUGGAAUUAGCAGCAAAUGGUAUUUUGAAUCACGUCCCUUGCCACAGUACUUUUUCUAGUGGAUGUCCUUCUCAGUUCUACUUUAGCAACGAACUUUACAAAUAUCAAAAGUGUUUGUCAAUUAACACGGAGCUAGGAUGUUUCGAUGCAGAUGUACCUUGCAUUUUGGAAAAAUCGGGAUUUAACACAACAAACCACACCAUCAACUCUGUGUCUCCAGUUAAUUGCACUGCUUUGGAUAAAACACCGAGCUGCAAAACGAAUGACACCACAUGUACAGCGUCUAUCGUCUUUAUAUUUUUACUCUUUUUUAUCAUUUUUGGAAUGUGUGCCCUUUUUAUAAGAGCUAUAUACUGGAAUAAAAGAAAAGUUUAUCACUCAAAAAACCCAAAUCGGCUACUUUAA